CUCCUCCGGACCCGGGCACGAUCCGCCGCCAUCGGAGAAACACAAACGAAAUGGGCAAUCCCAAGAGGCAAACACAGGUACAGGGGCAACAGGGGAGAACCCCCAUACCUAAAUCGGGCUCCCUCACCCGUUACUUCAAAGAUAAUAUCGAUCAGGAGAUGGAGGCCGCGACCUCCAAGAUGGCGGAUGCCGAUCCCAUAGAGGAAAUGCAGCCACAAAGCCCCCACAUGUCUGAUUACUCACUAAAAUCAUUAGAUAACAGUGGGGAUUUAGACAUAAAAGAAAUGCUGAGGAAUCUCCCAUCCAAAGCUGACCUCCAGACUAUGAUGGGGAAAUUAGAGGCAACCCUCCACACAAAAUUAGCAGAAAUGGGCACCGAAAUUCAACAAAUGAAUUUAAAGGUCACUGACCUAGAAGAGGAGAAAGAUGUAAUGCAAGCACAAAUCUUAAAUAUCUCAUCUACCUUAGAAUCACAUAUCCAUUUUAUGUCUGCCACCCAAAGACAUAUAGAUGAUCUAGAUAACCGCGGGAGAAGAAAUAACCUACGCAUAAGGGGGAUCCCAGAGGCCCAAAAUGAAGAUUUAACAGCCAUUUUAACAGAGCUCUUUACUCUUGUAAUAGGGGACUCUGGCACCAGCCAAAUGCUCAUAGACAGGGCUCAUCGCUCACUCCGACCUAAGGGGCUACC
Pelobates cultripes (western spadefoot toad) is the source of this 688-nucleotide messenger RNA. The record is from the annotation of a GenBank genome assembly. Lineage: Eukaryota; Metazoa; Chordata; Amphibia; Anura; Pelobatidae.